This is a messenger RNA of Drosophila suzukii, 519 nucleotides long. RefSeq names its product PI-actitoxin-Avd5a. Gene Ontology annotation, biological process: multicellular organism development; cell differentiation. Lineage: Eukaryota; Metazoa; Arthropoda; Insecta; Diptera; Drosophilidae. The record is from RefSeq and is a predicted model, not a curated record. Gene Ontology annotation, molecular function: protein binding.
GUGAAAGCUCCAGUCUUGCUUAACCAGUCUAACAAUAUAGCCAUGCGUUGCCUAGCUCUGAUCGCACUCUGCCUGUUCGCUCUUUUGGCCCUGGCUGCGGGCCAGGAAGCCAAAGGCUUUUGCCCAUGUCCUCGCAACUAUGAUCCUGUCUGCGGAUCGGACUCCGUAACCUACAGCAACCAGUGCGACUUGAAUUGCGCUGCGAAAAACCAAGGACGCUCCAUUACUGUGGUUAAGGCCGGAAAGUGCUAACCACCAGAAUAUGGAAACUCAACUGGUUAUAACCGAUGUAUAGAUGAUGAAAAGUGAAAAAUAGAUUCGUGUUAAUUGUUAAAAUAAAUUGUAUAUAUGUAUGCUCCUGGCAUUACUUAUUUAAAUUCUAACUUAUACCUUUGUGUAAAGUCAUAAUAGUUUAGGUCAACAUUUUCAAAAAGUAUAAUUAGAACACACAUUCACACAUUAAUUAUAAACAGAGCAAUUGUCCUUGCAAUAAAAGUUUCUGUUACUGCUCAUGAAAAA